This is a messenger RNA of Salmo salar (Atlantic salmon), 3003 nucleotides long. Its product is annotated as arf-GAP domain and FG repeat-containing protein 2. Gene Ontology annotation, biological process: intermediate filament organization; spermatid nucleus differentiation; acrosome assembly. Gene Ontology annotation, cellular component: cytoplasmic vesicle; membrane; cytoplasm. NCBI's taxonomy places the organism in Eukaryota, Metazoa, Chordata, Actinopteri, Salmoniformes, Salmonidae. The record is from RefSeq and is a predicted model, not a curated record. Gene Ontology annotation, molecular function: GTPase activator activity.
AUCAGACAACUCAAAUAAAAUAAUCUAGUCAUAUAGAAUAGAAUUUCGUAAUUAUAAUGGUUCAUUUUUUCUCUUCUCUGUUGGUUAGUUUAUUUACCGCUCUGUGCUAUGUGUGAUCCUCUGUCCUUUCCUUAGCUGGCAAUCUGGGUUCCAAAAAUCUGUCACCAUUCCAAAGCAAUGCGUCUUCGUAUGUCGAGCAGAGAGCGGGGAGAGAUAUUUAGAGCGAGACAUAUUUCCUUCUCCACUGCCGAAGAGAAUACCGCAGCUAUUAAUAAAUAAAUAACGACGUAGUAAAACUGUUUGACAGUAUGACAAGAUCUCCUCUGACUUCUUCUGCUAAAGACACGAAUUAGCCUGACGCAAACAUGUCAUAUGGGUCUCAAAUCACGUUAAAGCGAGCUGCAUAAAUAAUGCGUGCGUGAGUAACAUAUACUGUAAACGAAGGGAGAAAUCAGGGAGGAUAGCGGAGGGCCAGUGGUAAGCGGCUCACCACUACGAGCCUGUCGUCUGUGCCAGACCAAAGGCGGGGAAAGCGGGCCGAGACAUCAACAUGUCGAACCGAAAACAUCGGGACAACCAAGAGAUAUGCGCCCGCAAGGUCCGGGAGUUGGCCCAGGCUGGAGUAAACAAACACUGCUUCGAGUGCAGUCAACCCGGGGUGACUUACAUCGAUAUCACCGUGGGCUGCUUCGUUUGCACGUCGUGCUCUGGAAUGCUGAGAGGACUCAACCCUCCCCACAGAGUCAAGUCUAUCUCCAUGACAACCUUCUCCCAACAGGAAGUGGAGUUUCUGCAAAACCAUGGCAAUGAGGUGGGGAGGAGGACCUGGCUGUGUGUCUUUGAGCCAAAGACAGAUGGAUGCUUCAACACAAGGGACUCACAGAAGCUCAAGGAGUUCCUCCAGGACAAAUACGAGAAGAAGAAAUGGCAUUUUUCGAAGAACAAGAGCCGGAGGGAGGUGGAGGGACCCUGGAGCCCGCCGGGGGUGCAGGCCUUACCCUCCUCUCACGGCCCCCCACCCACCCAGGCCCCAUCCCACGCCAUGCCCCCCUCCGCCAGACCCAUACGCACACUGUCCCAGUCCCAGCUCUCGUCCUGGGGGGACAGAGUCCCUGCCAUCUCCCCUGCGGACAUGAGGGCUGAUGUGUUUACCGCCCGUGCUCCCUCACGCUCCCAGAGCUUUAGAGACCCCCCAAUGAAAGAGUCUCUACUGAGAGGUAUAGAGAGACAACGUCCAGGCUCUCUGUCUUCAACAAUGGGACCCCAGAGCCACGCCCCCUCCUUUCCAGCCCUCCCUCGACCCUCAGGUCGUACAGUGUCCUCCUCGGGGGGCUUAGCCCCCUUCAGGGCCUUCCCUAAGUCUCUGAGCGUGGAUUUUGGGGGGCUCAGCCAGCAGCAGAGUCACAGUGCCCUCAGCAUCAACCCCCCAGCCCCCAGCCCAAACACACACACAAACCACCAGGACCGCUAUGCUGCCCUGUCCCAACUAAACAGUGUCUUCUCUGACACGUCGCCUGGACCUGGACCUACAGCGCCCCCCGGCGGACUACCCCAGUAUAGCACCCUAUUUGGAAACCGCCUGUCCUCCAGUUCCACUCCUGCCAGCUCUCCAGGCGUGGAUGCUGUGUCGGGAUCCCAAACAUUUGCAAACUUCCCCAACCCGUUCAGCUCCAGUUCCAGCUCUCAGCAGCAGCAGCCUGCCCUGUCCCCCAGUAACCCCUUCAACAGGUCCACCUCAGGAGGUGACUCCAGUGGGUUCGUCAGCUCUCCAACCUCAGUGUUCCCUCCGUCCGCCACCUUCCCAACUCCCGCUACCCAGAAUGCAUUUCCACACAAGCAUGCCAACAACCAGGAAGCCAACGGUUUUGCCUCUUUCCCUGCAUCGGACUCUCAACCCAAAGUUCCUCGUCCAAUGUCAGUGAACCCAUUCACUGGGAAUGUUUACUCGAGUAGAGGAACAUCGCGAAACCCUUUCAUCUGAUACCGGCGCCCCCGGCUACCCCCCAACCACCCCUGGGCACAUGAAGACCAGUGAACUUUAGGAGCUUCUGCCAUUUCAAUGCCUCUAGAGUAUUUUCGCCUUCAGAGAGAGGGGAAACCUUCAUGCAGGCUCCUCUCCCCUCUACGUACAUGUGUGUGUGGAGUCUCUGUACAGUAAUGUUGAUCUGUUGAAAUAACGUGUACAAAUGCGUGCCUGUGUGUGUGUGUGUGUGUGUGUGUGUCUGUGAGUGACCAUAUAUUAAAGGUGUUUGUAUGACAAUAGAAUCCACCUCAGGGCUCAGUGGGUGCCAUCAACAAGACACAUACACACACACACACACACACACACACACACACACACGCUUCGCUGUUUCUCCCAUGUCCCGCUUUUGUGCAACAACAGUCCCAUUUGUAAAACAGUACGCCAAAUCAUCACAUUCGGCUUGCUUUUUGGAGCCACCUCUGAAAACGGCCUUCAAAAACUCCCCAAAACUAGCCAGUCCAGUUAGUCAGUCAGCGUGUAUCAAGUUACAGAAGGGAGAGAUAUCCCACUUCAAGGCUAUGAGAGCUGAACAAGAUGACAAGAGCAAAAAAUUAUGACAAGCAAGCAUUUUUUUCCCAUAGUGAUGGUUAUGGCAGCCUUAACACAACAUCCUCCUAAUGCAUGUAGAUAGGAGGACAUUACAGACAAGCCUGUCUUUCCCCCCAUGUGCUGUGUGUAUGUAUGUGGAAAACACGUUUGUAUUGUUUUAUGUCCGUUUUUGUCUUGAGUAAAUCAUUUGUGUUUCAGUCUCAGACUGCAUGCGCUUGGAGGGCUUCAAGAGGAGAUACUAUUGAAUGUAAAAGCUAUUUUCAAAACAAAACUGUUUUAUUUCUCCCUGUAAUGGACCAAAUGUUUGUUAUUUUGGGUGAAAAUAAGAGAUUAAAUUGAUCUCGUGCAAACAAAAGAAAGAGUUCUAUUGAGAAAGUGUUUGUAAUGAUGUGUCCAUGUUCAUAAAUUCAAAUAUUUGUCGCGUCUUUAAA